AUAUUAAUGUGAUGAUAUCGAUGAUGCCAUUGGGAGGGGGGACUCACUCAGCCGGCCUUGAUCUGGUUGAUCCAGUAGAUAGCAGCCAUCGUGCGUGCCUGCCCCUGCCUGGUCAAACCCCAAGCACGCACCAAGCAGCCUCAUCUUCUUCUUCUCCCCCCUUCUAUAUAAACGAAGCAUCAUCCAUCUGCUCCAAGCAAGCGAGCACAACCACAAGAGCUACUGUAUCUGAGAGCAGAGAGCAGAGAGCAGGAGCUAGCUUCUUUAAUUUGUGCAAAUUAAAGGAGAUUCUUCAUUAGCUACUAGCUAGUACCAAUAAUGGCGGCGACCAAGAUCUACAUCGUGUACUACUCGACCUGGGGCCACGUCACGGCUCUGGCGGAGGAGCUCAAGAAGGGCGCCGAGUCCGUGGACGGCGUUGAGGUGACCGUGUGGCGCGUCCCGGAGACCCUGCCGGAGGAGGUGCUGGGGAAGAUGUACGCGGCGCCCAAGCGCGAGGACCACCCGGUGAUCACGGCGCGGCAGCUGGCGGAGGCCGACGGCCUGCUGCUGGGCUUCCCCACGCGGUUCGGCAUGAUGGCCGCGCAGAUGAAGGCGUUCCUCGACUCCACGGGCGGGCUGUGGCAGGAGCAGGCCCUGGCCGGGAAGCCCGCCGGCUUCUUCUUCGCCACCGGCACCCAGGGCGGCGGCCAGGAGUCCACCGCGCUCACCGCCGUCACGCAGCUGGCGCACCACGGCAUGGUCUACGUCCCGAUCGGUGGAACCUUCGGCGCGCGCAUGUUCGGCAUGGACGAGGUCAGGGGCGGGAGCGCCUACGGGGCCGGCACCUUCGCCGGCGCCGACGGCAGCAGGACGCCCAGCGAGAUCGAGCUCGCCAUGGCCAACCACCAGGGGAAGCAAUUCGCAGCCGUCGCCAAGAAGCUCAAGGCCUGAAUGCCUGAUUCAUUCAGUCGUCUCGCGUCUCGUCAUUCCGGCCGAUCCCUUGGUGCUUGCUUUCAGUAUUACUCCUAUGUAUGUUCUUCUGCGAUUCAAUAAUAAUAGUAAUGACAAGAAUGGAUCUGUGAUUGUAACAAGGAUCGAUGCGUGUUUUGUUGGUUGCCUAUCCACCCAAUUAAGAAUGAUUUGCAAUGGUAUUUCAAGCUACUUAUUGUAUGUA
Panicum virgatum (switchgrass) is the source of this 1156-nucleotide messenger RNA. Its product is annotated as quinone-oxidoreductase QR2-like. The transcript has 2 exons. The coding region runs from base 319 to 933 and encodes 204 amino acids. NCBI's taxonomy places the organism in Eukaryota, Viridiplantae, Streptophyta, Magnoliopsida, Poales, Poaceae. The record is from RefSeq and is a predicted model, not a curated record. Gene Ontology annotation, molecular function: NAD(P)H dehydrogenase (quinone) activity; FMN binding.